AUUGACUCACAUCAUCUUUCUUUCAUCUUUAUUAAAAUUUAGAUUGACUCUGCUCUACAUUCAAGAUAAAUUUUAUUUUACAAAAUGUUAUCAGAAUUAAAUUUAUCUUGUUUAUUUCAAGAAACUAUUCCAGAAUCUCCGAAUCCUGAUGAUCAAAAAAUCCCUUGUGUCAUCACUAAAUAUUUAAACUAUAAUGAAAUAUUUGUUCAAUUCAAAAAAUAUCGAGAUUCCUUUGCUCAAUUAUCGAGUGAUAUGCAUGCAUAUUACUGUGUUAAAUCUUGGAAUGAAAUGGUUUUUAUUGAAAAAGCAAGCAAUGAACAAUUGAUAAAAAAUCUUUUUAUAUAUCAUGAUCAUCAUUAUGAUUUGUAUUUACGUGCGAAAAUACUUGACUUAUUUGCAGGUCGAAAGUAUCGCGUAUUAUUUCUGGACCUUGGAUAUGAAUACAUUGCCGAUAAAAAUGAUUUAAUUUUGAAUGAUAAUCCUGAAUUUCUGAAAUUACCAAUUCAAGGAUUUCAAUUUGGUCUUCGAUUAGAUGAUGCAGAUUAUCAGAUGAUUGAACAUCAUCCGGAAAAAUCAGAAUUCAAUCUUGCUGUACAGAAAAUUGUUCUAUCAAGUAGUGAUUUUUGGAUUUCAUUUUCAAAAAAUAUGGACCAAUGUAAAGUUAAUGUCUUUUGUAAACAUCAUGAUCAAAUUAUUGAUUUGGCAAAAUUUAUCAAAUCAAAGAUAAAUUCUAAGACUGAAAUGGUCGUUACUAAAAACGGCGCCACAAAUUCAAAUGUUAAAUCAUCUGAAAAAGGCAUUGAUGGCCAUCUUUCAGAAUCAAUUAUAUCAUCAUCAUCCAUAAUGAUUGUUCAUCCUUUACUUUGGGAAUCAUAUGCUCAAUUCGUUAUGAAAGUUAAACAGGUGACAUCACCAAAUGAUUUCUAUUUAAAAUUCAUUGCCGAUCCGGAUUAUCAAAAAUUCAAAGCAAAAUUACAAUCUUAUAUGACCAGUAAUUCAAUUCAAAGAAUUAGCGCUCCUAAAAUUGGACAUGUAUACGGUGCUAUCGCUGAUCAUCAUCGUAAUAAAUAUAUUCGCGUAUUCAUACUAUCAUUUGAUGAUAAGACAAAUGAAUACAAUUGUUUUGAAAUGGAUAAAGGAAUGGAUGCUUUCUACAAGUCAACACAUUUGUAUAAAAUCCCAGAAGAUCUUGCUACAUUUCCAGCACGAUCUGUUCGUGCCUCCCUUUACGGUGUUGUGCCAAAAAAUAAUGAAGAAUGGAAUAUGGAAACCACUAUGGAAUUGCAACAAAAAAUUUGUGAACAGAAAGCAGAAGUUAUAACCAUGGAAUUUAAUCAUGAGAAACAUUUCUUAAAAUGUUCACUAAUCGUUGACGAUAUUAAUGUUGGCGAUUAUUUAAUUGAAAAUGGUUAUGCCGAUAUCGAUGGAUGAGCAAACAUCAUUGGCCAGCCAAUUUAUAUAUGUGUAUAAGUUCGUUUAUCAUAACCCUUAAAUUAAUGUAGAAUAGUUGUCAAUUAACAAAAUGAAAAAAACCAGAUUUUCUUAGUAUGGAGAUAAUAAUUAAAGUUUAAAUUUUUACUCCAGAAUAAGACUAAAAAAAAUUCCAUAUUAGAAUUUUAUCAUUAUUUUUUUUUUACUUUUGUUUUUAAACUGGUUUAUUCGCCUUCUUUGUAAAUUCACACUAUAAAUUUAGACUCAAUGCGUUAAAUGAUGGCAUUGAACUGUAAGAGUUAAUAAAUCGAAUCUCAUUAUUUUAA
Molecule: messenger RNA, 1757 nt
Organism: Dermatophagoides farinae (American house dust mite)
Lineage: Eukaryota; Metazoa; Arthropoda; Arachnida; Sarcoptiformes; Pyroglyphidae
Gene: qin
Product: tudor domain-containing protein qin
Source: RefSeq, a predicted model, not a curated record